AUGAUUCAUGAUUCUCUCACAACUCGCUCGACGCUUCGAACUUUGAAUGAUGUUGCUCCAAGAGUGAUCAACGAUAUUCUCUACCAACAUCCGAAAUGGAUAUCUAAUUAUCAACUUGUGGAAUUCAACAAUACUGAUCACAUGCUUCUAGUUGAUAGUCCCAGCGGCCAGGAUUUGGUGACUGGGAUUUCGACGUUUUAUAAUCAAAACCGUAAUCACACUGGAUAUUCUUGUCUGGGUCUCAAUUUUUAUUCAACGCUUCUCGAUACCAUUUCUCAUGACAACAUCCAAUGGGGUGGCAUAAUCUACGUAUUCCUUUACGGUCAACCUGCACAAGAUUUAGAUUCUUAUGAAAAAAUUCUACAAAGAAUAGAAAUCAACAAAAUCCAGAUCAACAUUGUUCAGUCAAGUUUGAAUCCAUGCGGACAAGAUAUAGCAAUUGAUGGACUUUUGUCGUUGACUCAGUUUUCUGGAGGGUCUUUUAUCACAGCUACAACUCCGAAAGCUGGAAACGUGUUCAGCCAAAUUCCCACUCAUUACAUGUCAAAUUUGGUGUAUGAAAAUAUGGCGGAAGACUGCAAUGACACCACUUUCUAUGUGCCUAUUGAUGUAGGGACACAGUCAUUCACAGCUUUAACACAAGGUUUGAUGACAGCAGAUCCACAAUACAUCCCACCAACGGACUCUCUUUCCACAGUUACUAAUGUGUUCAACGAUCUCGGAACCAACGCUAGAAUUGAUCAUAUUGUAAGAGUUUGUGAUGAUGGUUGGACAGUCGAUGGUAGUCAUUGUUUCAAAUUUUCAUUCGAGGAAAAAUCUUGGUAUGCCGCCCUCGCGGAUUGUCAUGAUGAACAGGCAGUGCUAACGGGAAUAUUCAACAAAGAAGAGCAAGAUGGAUUGAAUGAUAAAACCGACGAGGCACAAUUUUGGAUUGGUCUUAGUGAUUUCUUGACGCCAGGACAGUGGGAGUGGGACACUUUGGAUGCCAAUCUCAAUUUGACCCUUCAGGAUACACAGUACACUAAUUGGAUGGCCGGACAACCUUCGGGAGACGCCAAGAAAAAUUGUGUUUUGGAUUCCAACAAAGGGCUGGCGUCAAGUAGAGGAUGGAUGGCAGAAGACUGUACGAAGAGCCACUACUAUGUCUGUCAGAAACACGCAUACAGCGCGGAUUACACUGCUUCCGAUCCGGAAAUCAAUCACCUCGCACGUGGAAUCUGGAAAAUUCGUGUUCAGGCCAAAGGAUCGUGCAGCAUUUCUGUGAGGUCCCAGUCAACAGUUCAAGUAUCUACCAGAUUCACAACUAACAUUCACGACGAUGUUGGGAAAGAGGAACCGAAUAGAUUCGCUGAUACUAAUCGUCUGAUGGUCUACACCUAUGGAGUCAACAAUCCAUCCGGUGCAGAAUAUGCUCAUUUCUACUAUGACAAUUUUACAAUGCUAGAGGCCCAAACAUUAAACCAACGAGAUAAUUGCAUGUACAAUUUCAUUUCUACGCCAUUCUCAUGUCCCAAUUUCUACUUUCAGAUGUUGAUCACAGGAAUCGAUGACGCCGGAUUCCUCUAUCAAAGAACACCUGCUGCAUGUGUUGGUGGUGUUAAUGAGAAUUCUUGUACCAACGGAGGAGUUUACUAUAAAGGAAAGUGUAUCUGCACACCCAACUUCUAUGGAGAUUCUUGUGAAUACGCUUACUGUCAAAAUGGAGGUUAUUUGUCAGCAGCUCUGAACGAAUGUACUUGUCCAGCCAAUUUUGGUGGCACUUUCUGUCAGAUGCCAAUUUGUGACAGAAAUCAACUAGACGUCCCUGCUAUUGGAGAUGUCCAUCGCACAUUUGUCGUUGUGUUAGAUGGUUCGAACAAUGGCGACAUGAAGUCAGUUAAUGAUAACUUUGAGAAGACACUGAACGGCGUUCUAAGUUCAGUUUUGGCACAAGAUCCUUCUUGGUUUACCACUUUUGUUGGAGUUGUUUUCCGAGACGCCGAAUCCACGAAGGCAAUUCCACCUAUUCCCUCAACUUCUAAAGUCUAUAGUUCCACAAACAUCACAGAGUUCGCAUCAAUGCUAGCUAUUGAAAUCAAAAACAACCAGUACACUGCCCAACAACAAAAACGAGACUUGUUCACCGGAAUACUUCGAUCAAUCAUCAACACUAACGUUGUUCCUGGCUCUAAAGUAUUUGUCAUCACUGCUGGAAAUGCUGAAGAUACGGUUGAUCGUCAGACAGUUAUUUCUGCUCUGGCUUUAUCUCACUCUUCACUACACUUCCUUUUCAUUGGAGAUACGAAGCCACCAGGAGACGCUGUAAGCUACGAUGAUCCCACUGUUUACACAAUGUUUGAAGCUGCUCAUAUCACUGGUGGCGCUUCAUAUCAGCUUUCUUCACCUGACGAUCUUCAGAACACUUGGCUUUCAGUCCUUGCUAGUCUCCAUCAGUCAUAUUAUGUGGUCACUCAUCAAUUCAGCAAUUGUUCCAACUACCAAGACUUUGUUCAAUUAGAUGCCAAUGGAACCGAAAUAAUUAUUGACAUCUUUGCUCAAUCUGCUCCAGAAAUUGCAGUUUAUGAUACAGAUAAUAAGCAAGUAGAUUCGUUCUCGAUUGUCAACUCAAAAACGAAUACUGUAAAAGCAUUCAAGCAACCUGGAGAUCAACCGGGAGUCUGGACAAUUGAUAUAGAUUAUGGAAUGAGCAAUAGUGGACCAUGUACACUCAAUUUACGGUCCCAAUCAAAGCUUGAAGUCGACCUUGGCUUCACACAAGACGUCGGAACAGACGGUGGGUACCAUGACGGAGGAGCUGUUUUGUAUCCCAGAGGAGGGGACUUCAAAAACGCAAUUGUUGCUGACAUUUCAUCUGGAGCCAUUUUGAGUUACGCUCAAAUUUAUGAUUUGGCAGAAACUCGGAUAGCGUGGGCUAGUCCAUUGAUAAAGAGAGAUGGAUGUGCCUAUCCAUAUGUGUCGGCGAAUACCUUCCAAUGCUAUAAAAAUCAAUUUGUUGUUGAUCUGGAUGGAAUCGAUUUUGAAGGACAUCCAUUCAGAAGAACGUUUACGAUACAUUGUGAUGGUGAAAUUAGACCACCUGUGACCGCACCACCAGCCCCAUCCACUCAAAUAAUCACAACUGCUUCAUGGACAACUCCAAAACCGUGUGAUGCAUCCACUGCCAAAAUGGACAUCAUCAUAGCGUUCGACUCUUCUGAUACCAUUUCACAAGAAAUGUACUAUUCUACAAUCGGAGCUGUCAAAAAAAUUGGUAAUUCAAUAACCAUCGGACAAGACAAAUCCCGGAUAAUUGUUGGAACAUACGACGCUACAUCACAUUUCAAUGGGAACCUGAAUACCAUCGAUAGCUUCGAUAGAUAUCAAGAAAAAAUAGCUGACCUUUUCAGUUUGGGAUACACUGGAAUCAACGGAAACAAUGUUCAAUCCGUUCUUGACUUCAUUAUUGUUGAAAAUAGCACCGCCCCAUUACGCCAAGCUCCGGUUAGAAAAUUGCUUAUCCUUUUGAGUUCACAAGGAUGGGAUCAAGGAAACUUUGUGGAGGGAAAAGAGCAAGGGUUCCAGGAUCCUACAAAUUCUGCUCAGUCUCUUCAGAAGAUUGGUCUUGAAACGUUUGCGAUUGGCCUUGGAAAUACUGCAAACAUGUCUCAAUUAUCUGCCAUAGCGAAAUGCUCUACAAAAGUUAUGAGUGAGAGUGCUCUCUAUAACGUAGUUUUUCAAAUAAUUUCAAAUAUAUGUGGAACCAAUCCAGUCUGCUGA
This is a messenger RNA of Caenorhabditis briggsae, 3756 nucleotides long. Lineage: Eukaryota; Metazoa; Nematoda; Chromadorea; Rhabditida; Rhabditidae. The record is from RefSeq and is a predicted model, not a curated record.